Molecule: messenger RNA, 1180 nt
Organism: Rhinolophus ferrumequinum (greater horseshoe bat)
Lineage: Eukaryota; Metazoa; Chordata; Mammalia; Chiroptera; Rhinolophidae
Product: olfactory receptor 13J1-like
Exons: 1
Coding region: 52-1005 (317 amino acids)
Biological process (GO): G protein-coupled receptor signaling pathway
Cellular component (GO): membrane
Molecular function (GO): G protein-coupled receptor activity; olfactory receptor activity
Source: RefSeq, a predicted model, not a curated record
GCACCCUCUUUCCCUCAUUUGCAGCUGUGUGUCCCUCUAGAGCCCUGCAGUAUGGAGCCGGUCAACAGGACAGAGGUACCUGAGUUCUUUCUGAAAGGAUUUUCUGGUUACCCAGCCCUGGAGCGCUUUCUGUUCCCUUUGUGCUCAGCCAUGUACCUGGUGACCCUGCUGGGGAACACGGCCAUCGUGACGGUGAGUGUGCUGGAUGUGCGCCUGCACACGCCCAUGUACUUCUUCCUGGGCAACCUCUCCAUCCUGGACAUCUGCUACACGUCUACCUUUGUGCCCCUGAUGCUGGCCCAUCUCCUGUCAGCCAGGAAGACCAUCUCCUUCAUUGGCUGUGCAAUCCAGAUGUGUCUGAGCCUGUCCACGGGCUCCACGGAGUGUCUGCUGCUCGCCAUCAUGGCCUACGAUCGCUACCUGGCCAUUUGCCAGCCCCUCAGGUACCCAGUGCUCAUGAGCUACCGGCUCUGCUUCUGGCUGGCAGGAGCCGCCUGGCUCCUCUGUCUCUUCAAAUCGGUGACGGAGACAGUCAUCGCCAUGAGGCUGCCAUUCUGUGGCCGCCAUGUGGUCAGUCACUUCACCUGCGAGAUCCUGGCAGUGCUGAAGCUGGCGUGCGGUGACACGUCCGUCAGCGAGGCUCUCCUGCUGGUGGGCGCCAUCCUGCUGCUGCCCGUGCCCCUGGCAUUCAUCUGCCUGUCCUACACAUUCAUCCUGGCCACCAUCCUGAGGGUGCCCUCAGCCGCUGGGCGCCGCAAAGCCUUCUCCACCUGCUCGGCGCACCUGGCGGUGGUGCUGCUUUUCUACGGCACUGUCAUCUUCAUGUAUAUGAAACCCACCAGCAAGGAGGCCCCUGUCUCCGACGAGGUCUUCACAGUCCUCUAUGCCGUGGUGGUGCCCAUGCUGAACCCUGUCAUCUACAGCCUACGGAACAAGGAGGUGAAGGAGGCAGCCAGGAAGCUGUGGGACAGGAGACAGAACAAGGAGGGAGGCCUCUAUGCCUAAAGUGAGGACAGUGUGAGGAGCAGGGCUGUGUUUCCGGAAUCUUCCUCCCAGAAAGGCCGCACCAAGUCCCACUGACAUGCUACAGAACAGCUCGUCAUCUCCCCUCGCUCCUGCCCCCGGCGUCGCUCCCGGCCAGCUCUCAGCAUCACUCCUGCAUCUUUACACCAGCCCCCUG